AUGAAUCAGCGCCUUAACCUCGUUGGUGCCACGCUCCUGGUCGGCCGUGCUCUCUCGCAGCUGUCAUCCCCAGCCCCGACCCUAGUAUCCACCUAUACACCGGCGUCCACCAGUAGCGACUCCGGAUGGGGCUGGGACGACUGGGGUGAUUGGGCCAGCACGGCGACCUGGUGGCCUUGGGACUGGCCCGACUGGAUCCCAGGUGCUAGUGACCAAACCUCUAGUGCGACGGAGGCUUCUACUACAUCUAGCACGCUUGGAGCAGGUUUCACGCUGACAGGCGUCUUGGGAGAAACAGCGACUAGCUCCGAGAUUGACGAGCCGACAACAUUCCCGACCCCGGACGUGCCCAUUCCUGGAAUUCCCUUCUCCACGCCUUCCGGCUUGUAUUCUGCGGCGGGCUCUUGGGAAGCCGCGGGGGCUACGGGGCUUUCUGGUAAUCCCGCAUUUGGCCCCGCUUCGGAUUCUUCAAGCUUUCCCGGUUUCACGGACACUCCUAGCCGCAGCUCUACAUUUUCUGAACCAUGGGUCCCUGGAACGACAGAGGACUCAUGGCCCUUCCCCUGGGACACAUCCUUCAGCAUACCCUCGCCUUCCAGCCUUGGCAUACCAGACUCUUCAAAUGUCCCCGACUCGUCCUUUACCGAAGUGCCGUUCCCCAGUGUUUCCGACAUCCCCUUAGCGGGCUCGGACGCUGUUUCGAGCACCCUGCUGCCCUCAUUCACCCAGGCCCCAAUUCCCAGCUUCCCCGACAUUUCCUCAGAGGAGGCUUUGGUCUCAACCUCGGAUGAUGUUCUUUGGAUAACAACAAUCACUGUAACAGUCGCCGCCUCGGAAUCUCCUUGGUUCCCUGACAGUCCGGCGGAGCCGUCUUUCACGGAAUUGCCGGAGCCCAGCUUUUCGUUUCCCCCGCCGCCGGUCUGGAGUACGGACGCCUGGUCGGAUGAGGUUGGGACUACGGGCUGGCCCGUUGAUGUGUCGACAUACAAGGCCGCGAGUGCAUCAACAACGGGCACGGCCUCUACCUCGGACGUCAGCGUCAUCCCCGGCCCAGCUUCUCUCCCAGGGUUGUCCUCUAGCUCUGUAAAGGCUCCUUGCCCUUGGGUGACAUGGAGCCCUGCAUCAGAUACGAGCUCUCUCCCUCUUUCCUCCCUAACGGAAGUUCCCUUCUUCUCCGAUGUCCCCGAGGCGUCCGGGGUCCCUGACUGGCCGUCUCCAGACUGGCCUCCGGAAGAAUCCCCUUCGGACUGGUUCCCGGACACUCCCGAUUUCACCAGCAGCGAGGCACCAAACUGGUCUAGUAAAUUAGCCACUAUCCUUCCGAUCUCGGAUGAAUUCUCUCCCGCCGAGACUGAAGUGCCGUCAAGCUUGACCCUCUCGAGCGACUUCCCACGAGUCUCUCAUGACCCCAGCUUCUCCACUGCCGUGUCGCGGACGGACUUCCCAAUGAAGCGACGACGGGCAUCCGCACCGGCUGCGACUGAGGCCUCGAGCCACUCGGGACCUCGCCACCUGGCCAGAUGUGAAUGUGGUCAGAUGUACUUCGGCUCCUCUUGCUCGGACUCACUCGUCGAGUUCCACGUCUCAGGCGCCCGGAUGUGCAGGAAUCGCGGCUCCCGCAUGAGACCCAGCCAAGCCAUGUUCAGCUGCGAAUGUGAUGAGCAGACGGGCGAGCAGUCGCUGGAGUUGAUGAGCAUGGCAAGUUAUUACCCCACUCGGGAUGAGAGUAAUGAUUACCUCAUGUCUUAUGAUGAAGAUGAGGGUGAGAACGAUGAUGAUUAUCAAGAUGAGCUUGGUUGGGAUGAUUGGGAAGAGUGGGCGAUGAGGUGGGCGACCCAUCACUGA
Molecule: messenger RNA, 1845 nt
Organism: Scedosporium apiospermum
Lineage: Eukaryota; Fungi; Ascomycota; Sordariomycetes; Microascales; Microascaceae
Exons: 2
Coding region: 1-1845 (614 amino acids)
Source: RefSeq, a predicted model, not a curated record